Nestor notabilis (Kea) is the source of this 1359-nucleotide messenger RNA. It is a transcript of the gene SAXO2, whose product is annotated as family with sequence similarity 154, member B. Gene Ontology annotation, cellular component: axonemal microtubule; cytoskeleton; centriole. Lineage: Eukaryota; Metazoa; Chordata; Aves; Psittaciformes; Psittacidae. The record is from RefSeq and is a predicted model, not a curated record. Gene Ontology annotation, molecular function: microtubule binding. Bases 151 to 1359 code for a protein of 402 amino acids. The transcript has 3 exons. Gene Ontology annotation, biological process: microtubule anchoring.
CGCUGCCCUCAUAAACCCACAAGGAUUUAUGAUAAUGGACAACAGCCGUGCCUCACAACAGAGUAUGUGGAAAAAUAUCCCAAGUAUAGCAACAUCUCUCCUCCCUGGAGCUUUAAGCCGAAACAAGAGUACCAAGUGCAUCAUGGGAAAAUGGAAGGAAUGACAACAUUUAAAUCUGAUUAUUUACCAUACGAUAUUGUGAAGCGACAUUUUCAGGUACAAGAAGAAUAUAAACCAAAGACAGGAGAGAGAGAACUGGGAACCACAUACCAGAAAGACUACAGUGCUCAUAAAAUACAACCAGUGACGUUAGUAAGACCUCUAGAGAGAAAACACACUACAGGAGGAAAACUGGAUACCAUACCAACCUAUCAAGAUGACUACAGGUCAUGGGAAGUUCCAAGAAGGGAACCUACUAAAGCGGUAUGUAUAUACCACCCACCUACAGAGAAGUUUGGAAAUUCUACUACGUUUCAAGAUAACUUUGUUCCUAGGGAACUGAAUCCCAGACAAAGUUUUAAACCUCCUUGUGUAGCCAAGCUUUCAGAUGUGCCUUUUGAUGGUGCUACCAGCCAUCGUACCUCUUAUAUCGCUCAUCAACUGGAACCAAAAUUCAUAAGACCAAAAGAAGAGUACAAGCCAAGCAACCAACCCUUUUUAGAUCUCACAACCCACCGGAAUGAUUUUAAAGGUCUGCCUGGGGAACUUGCAAAAAGCUGCAAGCCUGAAAUUGCAAAAGUUGGCCCCACUGCUCAUUUUAAUGGAGUCACUGAAUUCCAGGAUCGUUUUCAGCCAUGGCUGGUCUCCUUACCUGAGGUCCGCAAGACCAGAGAGUAUGUUCCACCCCCAGGCAGCAUUGAUUUUAACUCCACAAGCCAUCUUGAUUACGUUAAGCAUGAAAUUUCUCCUGCUUUCCCCAUAAGACCAGUUUCUAAUAGAAGAAGAACCAAUGCCCCUUUUCAAGGGAGUACUACUACGAAAGAAGACUUUAAAGCUUGGGGUACCUGUCGGCAAGAGAUUAUUAAGAAACAGCAGGAAAUUCCAAAACCCAUGGGAAAAUUUUAUGAUUUAACUACAUUCAAAUCUCAUUACACACCACAUCAGAUCAGUCCAGCUCAAAGUUUCAAACCUGUACAUGCUAUAGCUCUUAAUUCAGGUCCUUUUCAAGAUGAAACUAUGUAUCGUACACAAUACACUCCAAAGAAACCAGAGAUCUGCCCAGCAAAUUAUCCGUCUCCUCCAGGUUAUGUCUAUGUAAGCACAGAUUCUCAUGGUCACAAAUUCUUCCGCCAGUGUACUCCAGAAUUUUCCAAGCCAAACAGUAAUCCUAUCCCAAAGGAAAUAGCUGUUGUGUCAUAG